Colletotrichum scovillei is the source of this 1826-nucleotide messenger RNA. Its product is annotated as carbohydrate-binding cytochrome b562. Bases 1 to 1785 code for a protein of 594 amino acids. The transcript has 4 exons. The record is from RefSeq and is a predicted model, not a curated record. Lineage: Eukaryota; Fungi; Ascomycota; Sordariomycetes; Glomerellales; Glomerellaceae.
AUGACAUACAAUCCCUUAACAAUCGUAUGGGUCAAUGGCAAAGACGUGGUCGUCUCUUCUCGAAUGGCAUUUGGCUACUUCACUCCUCCACCUUACGAAGAUGCAGAGUACACCGUUCUCCCCGGCACUGUCGUCAAUGAUACGCAUUACUCCGCCACAGCUCUAUGCCGAGGCUGUACAUACUGGGCACCAUAUGGAAACGAUCCAACAUCUUUGGACCCCAACGGAGAAAACUACUUGGCGUUUGCUUACUCUGGCGUGCCAGUUGAUGACCCGACUGCCAACGACACAACUUUCGGCAUCCACGAGCGCGCAGGACACUGGAUGCACAACUUCCAACCGGCUCAGGCAGUCAAUUUUGAAUCUUGGGCAGCGGGCAAUUCUGAAGGCGAACGUCCCACCAGCGCCGUUACCAAAACGACGCUGCUGACCACCUUGUCGACAUCCACUUUGCAUAGUACCACGACUCCCAAGACCAAUGUCACCAGGACAGGCGCUUCACUCAGUAGCGUAACGGCCACUGUCUCAUCUCCGCGUUCCACUUCUACAUCGUCCUCCACCGUAUACAGCGCCCCUGUGCCUCCAGUCCCCAACUCGUGCUCUGGCGUCAGCGCCUUCAGGUUCGGAUACCAGACUGCGAAUGGCUGGAAAGCCGUUAAGCUUGCUGGAUCUCUGACAGGCCCCCGCGGAUUGGUUGUCGACUCCGAGGGCAAUUUACUCGUCGUACAAUCGGGCAAAGGUGUCACGGCUCACACCUUUGGGGCCGACGGCUGCAUCUCUUCCACAAAGACCCUGAUCAGCAACCCCUCGCUAAACCAUGGCAUCGGCUUGACGCCUGAUGGCAAGACGUUGUACGUCACCUCCAUGACAACCGCAUGGUCUUAUGUCUACGACGCAAAAGCUCAAAGCGUGAGUGCGCAGACUGUUGUCGUCAAGGGAAUGCAGCAGGGAGGUCACCCAACGCGCAACCUCGUCAUUCCGCCGGCAACGCCGCAUCUCCUCGUCAUCCAGCAAGGCUCUUACAGCAAUUUUGACCAUGAAUCACUCAACAAGGCAGUGGCACGUGCUAUGGUCAAAGUAUUUGACAUGCGCAGCGUGCCAUCCGGAGGUUAUACAUACGCCUCCCAGGGGUGGCUUCUCGGAUGGGGCCUGCGCAACGAAGUAGCCCUUGCAGCGGACGGGAACAAUGCGAUUUGGGGAGUGGAAAACAGCGGUGACGACUUCGCCCGCACAGUCAACGGCCAGAGCUACGACAUCCACAACGACAACCCAGCAGAAGAGCUGAACUUCCGUAAUGGUACCGGGUACCCGACCUGCUUCACUGUCUGGGAGCCGUCCGUCAUCAAGGACAAGACCUUCAAGGUCGGGCAGCAGUUCGUCGUCGCUCCCAACAGCACCUUCAACGACGAUACUUGCACUCAACGCUCUGUGGCACCCAGACUUUCGAUCCAAGCACAUAGUGCACCCAUAGGCGCCGUUUUCGACAGCGCGUUCCAAAAUCUGUACGUCACGCUGCAUGGCUCGUGGAACAGGUCACCUGCCACGGGAUUCAAGGUGUCUGUGGUGCCGUUCACCCAGCUCACUUAUGGCGUAUAUGAUCCGGUUGCCGCUCCAGACUCUAAGACUGGUUACACUGAUGUCUUUUGGAGCACAAACGUCGGAAGCUGCACGGGGUCGACCUGUUUUAGACCUUCCGGCAUUGUCUUUGACAAGGGAUUCUCGAGGUUGUUUGUGGCCAGUGACAACACCGCGGAGGGUGAACUCUUCAUGCUCGUCAAGUCUUGACACAGGUACAACUCAAUGCUUGCAGAAGGAAAGUCGUGCAG